This is a messenger RNA of Alternaria ethzedia, 456 nucleotides long. RefSeq lists its product as uncharacterized. The record is from RefSeq and is a predicted model, not a curated record. The coding region runs from base 1 to 456 and encodes 151 amino acids. Lineage: Eukaryota; Fungi; Ascomycota; Dothideomycetes; Pleosporales; Pleosporaceae. The transcript is spliced from 3 exons.
AUGACUUCCUCGUACCCUGCACACUCGGCCACCAUGGACGACCCAGACCAAGGCUGGAAGCCAAACAACCGCCCUCAAUCCACCCUAGCCCGCAACUUCAUGUCGGAGCUCGACAGCCUGUUCAACUUGGACGAAGGUCUCGCGACCCUGGACAAGACGGUCCUGGAGAAGAAGCAGGCAGUCACGACCCAGACCAAGGAGCUCGAGGCCCUCGAGGCCAGGCUCAAGGCCGCCGAAGAGCGCCUCAACCAGGCAAAGAGCAACUCGCCCCCAGCCAAGAGCGACACCCAGCGCGAGCAAGACGCCGCUCGGUCACAAGGGGCCGCCAGCCCCCUUGCCUCAAAGUCCCAAAACAUGCCAGGUGCGCUACCAGAGACACCGACUCCUACAUCGACUACCAGUGCUGACUAUGUCCUGGUAGAGAGGCCGCUGUCCGCCAAGCCUGAGACCUCAUAG